Eublepharis macularius is the source of this 1161-nucleotide messenger RNA. RefSeq names its product proto-oncogene Mas-like. Lineage: Eukaryota; Metazoa; Chordata; Lepidosauria; Squamata; Eublepharidae. Gene Ontology annotation, molecular function: G protein-coupled receptor activity. Gene Ontology annotation, biological process: G protein-coupled receptor signaling pathway. Gene Ontology annotation, cellular component: membrane. The record is from RefSeq and is a predicted model, not a curated record. The transcript is spliced from 2 exons. Bases 220 to 1134 code for a protein of 304 amino acids.
ACAUGCAAGGGCGUUCGAUACAUUUUUUUCCUGAAGACUUUCUUUCUGGGUGAAAAAAAAUCUCUAUUUGUCUUCCCAGUACUUGCUGUUCUAGCAGAAAAUUCUGAGCCACUGACGUCUUUCAGUCACUCUGAAGAUUGCUGCUUCGUUGUUAGUCAAAGCUGGAUUCUCUAUGCCACAAGAGAACAUCAUAGCUACAAAAUCCAGAGAUUAAGCAAGAUGAUUAAUUCCAGUUUGACAACCCCGUCUUCUCUGAAUGGCAGCUCACAACAUUCUGGAAUGAACAAUACCACAGAUUAUAGCCCAAGAGUGAUCUAUGAUUAUUCAGAAAAAAUAAUCCUUUUAGUCAUCUGCGUGUUUGGACUCGUGGGGGACGCAGUCGUCAUCUGGCUUCUUGGCUUCCGCAUUAAGAAGAAUUUUUUCUCCAUCUAUAUCCUGAACUUGGCUGUUGCUGACUUUGGGGUCCUCGUGGUCCUCACUGUAUUCUUUAGUCUGAAUAUUGCUGUUGAGGGCCAUUUCCUUUUCAAAUUCAUACUUCAAGAGCUCUACAUAUUCAUGUAUAAUAGUAGCCAGUUUUUACUGGCAGCCAUCAGCAUUGACCGGUGUGUGUGCAUCCUCUUCCCAAUUUGGCGUCGUAUCCACCAGCCAUCACGCUUGUCCGUCACCGUGUGUGCCCUCAUCUGGGUCAUCUCCUUCCUCCUUAAUGCAAUUCACUUCAUUCUCUUCAUCACAGGGAGCUGGAACAAGAAGCUCACGUAUUACCAGUUUUUCCUGAAUGUCUUGAUUUGCCUUCCGGUCAUGACGAUUUCCACUCUGUUCCUGUUAACUAAAUUCUGCUUUAAAUCACAACUGGGCCUGCAGAGGAAACCUUUAACUAUUAUCCUACUUACACUAAUUUUCUUCCUUAUCUUUGCUUUUCCUCUGAAUGCCUUUUAUUUCAUUAACUAUUUUUCUAAUUUUGCAUAUCCCAAACUAUACAUCUAUGGAUACAUAGGAGCUUCCCUAAAUAGCAGUGUCAACCCUUUGAUCUAUUUCCUGGUUGGGAGACAGAGGAGGUCUCAAUCUAUGGAGAGCAUAAAGAGCGUAUUCCAAAGAGUCUUUACAGAGGAGCAAAGUUGCAGUAGUGAAUUGUAGCCUCCACGUCUCCAAGUUUCUAUUUGC